Colletotrichum phormii is the source of this 1560-nucleotide messenger RNA. RefSeq lists its product as uncharacterized. Gene Ontology annotation, cellular component: cytoplasm; SAM complex. Lineage: Eukaryota; Fungi; Ascomycota; Sordariomycetes; Glomerellales; Glomerellaceae. The transcript is spliced from 3 exons. Gene Ontology annotation, biological process: mitochondrion organization. The record is from RefSeq and is a predicted model, not a curated record. The coding region runs from base 398 to 1336 and encodes 312 amino acids.
ACCUCAGGCUCAACUUGAAAAUUUGAGAGGGUAGGUAGCUACAGCUUACCGUCCCGCGAUUCCGCGAAACCGAGGCACGCCGCACCGCUCCCAAUCGUCCCCCUUUCCCGCAGAGCAGCAAAUCACACCAACCACGCACCACGCCUUUCCCCCGAGCUCACUCUGCAUCCCGCACCUCACCCCCGCCGAGCUCCGUCUACCGGACACCCGACCUCCACACCCCUCGGCUCAAUCUCGCCGCGUCAUACGAGCUCUCCCCGUUCCAUCCAAUCCCUCCAACCACAACCCACAACCCACACCCGGACUCCCGCCCGCCUACCCGCCUUCAUCACCGACCGAACCGGCCUCGCCGAAGCAAGCCACGCCCCGGCGCCGCCGCCGCCGCCAGCUAGCCAUCAUGCCGGACAACACUCUGAGAAGCUGGUUCGCCGUCCCGGCCCCCGUCGCCGCCCUCUUCAGACGCUUCCCUCUCGCCGUCUACCCUGCCAACGACCUCCCCCACCGCAGCCCUUCCCGCGGCGAUACGCCGACACUAUACGUCUUCAUCGCGGAAGAUGAUGCCCCGAGGGGCCGACCGAGCUUCAACCCCUCGUGUCUAAAGUGGCAGACCUUUCUCAAAAUCGCCGGCGUAGACUUCCACAUCGCCCCCUCAACAAACCACGCCUCCCCCUCCGGCGCACUCCCCUACCUCCUCCCGCCCUCCCCGCUCCGCCCCAUUGCCGGCGCCUCGAAACUCGAAUCCUACGCCCUAGAAAACACGACCCUCAAAAGGCUACCCGUGCUAUCCUCCUCCUUCUCAUCCUCGUCCUCCCCCGAGGCAGAGCUCCAGGCCCGCCAGCAAGCCUACCAGUCCCUCCUCGACCACCGCCUCCGCGCAGCCUGGCUCCACGCCCUCUACCUCGCCCCCGCGAACGCAGACCUUCUAUCGAGGCUCUACAUCGAACCGGCGUCCAAUAACCCCGUCGUCAGGCUGACGCUCGCGCACCAAGUCCGCGCGGCCGCCGAGGCUGAGGUGCUAAAGGUGACGAGGAGCGCUGUGGUUGAUGUGAAGAGGGUACACGCCGACGCGCGCGCCGCGUUCGAGGCCCUUGCCGCGUUGCUGGAGGAGAGUAGGAGUGGCGGAGAGGGUGGUGGUGAGUGGUUCUUUGGCUGCGAGGGCCCGACGCUCUUUGAUGCGUCCGUGUUCUCGUAUACGCAACUGCUGCUCGAUGAGGAGUUUGGGUGGCUGGAUGCUUCGUUGUCGGAGAUUUUGCGGGAGUUCCCUUCUCUUGUGAGGCAUCGCGAGAGGUUGCUGGAGAGGUGCUUCCCUGAUAGCGACGAGGGGGUCCUGGUGUGAUGAAGCAAAGUCAAAGGGGGCUGUAUAGCCAGGACGAAAGGGAAACGGAGUUAGAAUGGAGCUGGGAAGCUAACCAGCUCAUUCAUCGUAUAAGACGAUCGGAAUAGACAUCCGCCUAUAAGUGACGGGAUAAUAUACCAUCAGCAUGGCAUGGCAGGUCACCGAGGUACAAUGGAGAGUUACCCAAAGGCGGCUUGCCAGCAUUUGCGCUUCUCAUCUUACAA